Molecule: messenger RNA, 7541 nt
Organism: Rhineura floridana
Lineage: Eukaryota; Metazoa; Chordata; Lepidosauria; Squamata; Rhineuridae
Gene: KIF24
Product: kinesin family member 24
Exons: 13
Coding region: 368-4540 (1390 amino acids)
Biological process (GO): microtubule-based movement
Molecular function (GO): microtubule binding; microtubule motor activity; ATP binding
Source: RefSeq, a predicted model, not a curated record
UUGUUGUCUCUCUGAUUGGCAAAGAUGGGGCUCCGCCCCUUUCCUCCCUCAUGCGACGUUCUAUUGGGCGGUUGAGGUGACGUACGACGGCGCGACAAAUGGGCGCGAGUCUUUGAACGCAGGCUUGGGGGUGUUGCCAUGGAGACGCGGCCUAGCUAGCGCCUGCAGAGCUUUCCUGGAUUCCUAAGGGAGCCGUAACUAGGGCUACAGGAUCUGUGCAGGAUUUCCAGUCAACCUUUUAGCAUGAGAUGGAUGUUCUGUUGCAGCAGUCCUUAAAAGAUUGUUCCCAUGUUCAGAAACCACUGUUUUCAUGUAGCAAUGUUUCAUUUUGUCUUGUUUGCGUUAUUUGGUAGACUUUGAAUAGAAGAUGGCCUUGUGUCUAUAUGAAUGCCUCUGUGAGGCAGAGCUUGAGAAAUAUUUUCCCCAUUUUACUGCCCUUGGCUUUCAGCGGAUUGAUGAGCUUGCCAAGGUCUCCAUGAAAGAUUACACCAAACUGGGGGUACGUAACAUGAAAGACCGCAAGCGCCUCUUCCAGCUCAUUCGAAUAAUCAAAAUGUUGCAGGCAGAAGAGGAAGCCGCAACGGGGGGGAAACCACAGCAUUUUCAGGCAGGUGCUCUCUACCUCCAGCCUCAGGUGACUACAUGUGGUCCUCGAAGGCAGUUGCACUUUGAUUCCCUCUCAGGGGAAAAAGAUGGAAGGAAAGACCACGAACCUGAAUCGUGUACAUUAUCUAAUUGCUCUGUAAAUGAAGAUAAGAAUGAUUUAGCGACAGCACUGAGCCGUGACUCAGAGUAUAAAAGACCUAGAAAAGACUCUUUGGACGCUGCUGCAACUUGGACAGAACAUAAACGGGACAUUCCAGGUGUCAGUUCAUCUAAUGACAUUGCCCCUCUCUUAGGGGAUACCGAAGCCCCUGUUGUACAAAGGGUAGCUCAUAUUUCUGGUUAUAAUUAUGGAGUGCCUCAUUCUUGUAUCAGACCUAAUACUUCUGAGAAAGGGACGCCAUGGACUGAAACAGACAGGAUCCGUGUGUGUGUUAGGAAACGUCCCCUCUGCUUAAGAGAAGAGCGCCGUGGAGAAGUGAAUAUCCUCACAGUAGAAGAUAAAGAAACUCUCCUCCUCCACGAGAAAAAGGAAGCUGUUGACCUCACCCAGUACAUUUUGCAGCACGUGUUUUACUUUGAUGAAGUCUUUGGGGAGGCUUGUUCCAAUCACGAUGUGUACAUGAAGACUGCUCACCCCCUCAUUCAACACAUUUUCAACGGCGGCAACGCCACUUGCUUUGCAUAUGGGCAGACAGGUGCUGGUAAGACCUAUACCAUGAUUGGCACUCACCAAAAUCCAGGACUCUAUGCCCUGGCUGCUAAUGAUAUCUUCAGGCAAUUAGAAGCGUCACCGAUUAGAAAAGACCUCCAUGUCUGGAUCAGCUUUUAUGAGAUCUACUGUGGGCAGCUUUAUGAUCUGCUAAAUGGAAGGAAGAGGCUUUUUGCAAGGGAAGAUAGUAAGCAUAUUGUACAAAUAGUCGGACUGCGUGAGGUCCAAGUGAACACCGUCGGCCUGCUUCUAGAGGCCAUUCUGAGAGGUGGGAAAGAGCGCAGCACAGGGGCAACCGGAGUCAACUCGGAUUCCUCCCGUUCCCAUGCCAUUAUCCAGAUUCAGAUUAAAGACUCAGCAAACAGAGUCUUUGGGAGGAUCUCGUUCAUUGAUCUGGCUGGCAGUGAAAGAGCAGCUGAUGCCAGAGACUCUGACAGGCAGACGAAAAUGGAAGGUGCAGAAAUAAACCAAAGUCUUCUAGCUUUGAAAGAAUGCAUCCGUGCACUGGAUCAGGAGCAUGCUCACACUCCGUUCAGGCAAAGCAAGCUGACUCAGGUCCUAAAAGAUUCUUUUGUCGGCAAUUCCAAGACCUGCAUGAUAGCCAAUGUCUCGCCCAGCCACAUUGCGACUGAGCACACCUUAAAUACCUUACGGUAUGCUGACAGGGUGAAAGAGUUGAAGAGAGGGUUGAAAUGUUGCACGCCUGUUGCAAGCAGGCGGCGAACUCCAGGCAGCAUGUCUCCCAAACGCAUACAGAGUUCUUGUUCACAAGGUGGGGAAAAGAGCUCUCCUAAGAAAGUAAAGCUGGGGCUGCAGCAUCCCCCAACACCUCUAGCUUCAAGGGUGAAGGCUUCGCCAUUGCUUUUUCAUCCACUGCACCCGCCUUUCUCUUCUACCCCCAAAGGACAGGCCCGCAAAGGGCAUUUUGGUGCACAGUGGCUUGGCUGCACCAGCCCGGUUAAAGUUCUGAGGGCAGCUCCACCGGGCAAAAAGACAACAGAGGACCCAACGGAGCUGCAUUCUGGGAAGAGCAACAUUGGGAAGGACUUUGCGGCCAGGAGAGAAGGUGGCCAAGGAGACAGACAGCGCAUCAAGUGCCUGAGAGCACAACCGGUGCAGAAGCAGCUCGUUUCUAGAGCAGACUUUUCCCUUGGUGGCACAGAGCCUCCGUCAGCCCACCUGGAGAAAGGUGUGAGAGUGUUUGCAGAGCAGUGCGCUGCAGCCUGGACAAGUCUCCCGCCACAUCAGAAAGACAGGGAGCAACACCUCCGCCUUUACCACCAGCAAUUCCAGCAGCCUCCGAUCCUGCAGCAGAAACUGGACUACCAGCCGCUAGAGAAAUUCUUGGCCCAGUAUAAGCCUCAGGAGAUUCGGGUGAAGCCGGAGCCCCCUUGCCAGACUCCCGUGUCUCCUCCUCAGUAUCACGAUGAAAUGAUGCAGCUGGAGGAUCUGGAGGACAGCGACUUCAGUGAGGAUUCCUUCUCUGCUGGCCCCAGCCAGGAGAAGCCUGAGGUGGAGGCUGGGGGGGAAUGCAGCCAGGGAGGGUCCUUCUUCCUCCACCAGAGAGAAUGCGGCGAAAGUUGGGAAGUCCAGGGCGGACAAAGCCUAUUUUUCAAACCGUGUGGGCUUGAGAAUAAAGGGGCAGCUGUGCCAAGGGCGGAGGAGGCUGUUAGCUUUGAGGAAGCCAACAACUGUCAUUCCGACUGGAGCACAGAAGAAACCCCGGCACUCGAUUCCUCUCCAAAGAAUGACAUGCCAGAGAAACCUUACUGCUCACAGGACAGUAUUAUGUGUAACAGGAUGAGCACCAAAGAAUUGCUUCUUGGGCAAAAGCAACUCAAAUGUAUAGAUUUACCUCUAAGUUGCCCCGGUGAGUGCUUCCCCGGGCCUGAAAAGGCAGCACAAAGUCCACCUUUGGCCCCCCCGCUGGGAACCCUAAGUUGCUCUGCUGAUGACCUGAUGGGAAGCAGACAUGGUCCGCUGUCAGGAAUUGCAGGGAAAAAGCAUCUCCAAACAGGAACAGACCUUUGUGGAACUCUGGAUUUCUCCGUGGACGUUGCUGCUAGAGGGGUGAGUCCUUUGGGGGUGUCCCUUCUCAGCACUGGGACUACAGACAGGCCAGAAGACGACCCUUCCCUCCAGGGGCAAGAGAGGGCUCUGCCGAAGGAGGGGAUGGUGGAGGAGAAACCCUUUAGCCCCAGAAAGCAAUUGGAUGAGGGCACCAGGCAUCUUCAUGGGGAAGAACUCCCCCCUGCACCCAGCUUGCAUGAAGCAGGUCACUGGAGGAGAAAAGCUGACCAGGUGCUCUCUCCACAAGGCAACCCCAAGUGGCACUCUCAGUCUUGUCACAGUCCAAAGGUUUCUUCUCCCUUGGGGGGUGCAUCAGGCUUGACUGAACCUUAUGGUUGUGUUUGUGGAUACUCUCCCAGAGACGCAGGCCUGGUCGAUCUCCUCUCUCGACAUGCAGACAGCGGGGACACCUUGCUCCUAAGUAACCUACAGUUCAGUGAGUAUCUGGCUAGCCCACAGUAUGAUGCAGACACCGAAGCGACCGGGAUUGCCUCCUUGAGCUGCUCAGGGCAAUUCAGCCUGGAUGAAGAAGGUGAUUCCAAGCCCACGACACAUCUCAAACAUACUGACGCAAUGGGAAAGGCUUCCAUUUCCAGUGCACUGUCCAACUCUCACGAUGCAGGAAACAAGGAGCCCUCUGGGGAGAGCGUUACACCGUGGCCCAGCUUGGGUCUUGGGAAACUGGAACUUGGCUAUUCGCAGAAAGCGUUCAAGUUAACAUUCAGUGGCAAGAAAAUGGGUUUCCUUAAGAACAAAUUUACUCAGAAUAUGUUUACACACAUGCCUUCUGAUGACACAGAACAGGAUUCAAGGGUUGCCUCCGAGGGGAUGAACUCCAAGUCUCCCAAGACCUCACUGAAUUCUUCUAGUCUACAGGAUUUGUCUCAAAGCUCACCCCAGUAUAAGGAAGCUUUGGGAAGGCAGUUUGUGCUCCAAAUCCAUCAGGAACAGCUGGACGAAAUGGCCCUCCUAUGUUUUCAGGAAGAGAGCUUGAUCAGUAAGGUGUCGGACUUGGAUUUCGAAGACUUUGUGACACAACUAGAUGACAUCCUGCUGCUGAAAUCAAAAUCCAUUCACAGGUUGCGAACUCAGUUGCAGCCUUUCUUGGCUGCUCCUGCGAGUGGGACGGCACCAGACCACUUCCUCAUGCAAUAGCUGUGGACAUGCAUGGCCUUCAGCAGCCAGCAUCUCAAGGCAGGGAGGACUACUUCUUUGUGGCACAUGUUCUAGGGAAGGACUAUGGGUUAGCUUCAGCAGUAGCAGAAGAAACUCAGCGGCAGCCUGUGCACUUCGUGUGCUUUGCCAUUCACACAUAGACUCGACCUUGGUGGCCAAGUCAUUGGGAAGUGGAAAAAGUGAUCCCACAAUCAUCCCAACAACUGCUCAUGUUAAUGGCAGUUUUUUGUACUUUCCCCCUGCCCUACCCAAACCACAAACCAGCUGGGCGAUCAGGCAGUGUGUUUUGAAGAAGAGGUACCAGUUGCCACCAAAGUAAUACAAUCCACUGCAUGGCUGCUCUGUGGCAGCUUAGGGCUUCUAAAGUAUCAAAUGAGACAGUGGAGCUGGUGGAGCAUUGAAGGCAGGGACACAGACUACUUACAUCCAUACAGUUAUCCCUGUCUUCCCUUCCACCCCGGUUUACCAAACAUUCUACAUUAACGCCUUGGCUAUCUACUCAUCAGGUGCUUGCACACCAAGUGAUUUCAGUCACUGCGAUGCUGCUGCGUUGAGCAUCACUGUGCUUCACGCACUAUGACCUUCAAGAUCCUUGUGAAGAUGACUUAGGAGAAACAGGCUGUCAGACUGCAAGAGGGAAAGCAGGGUGACAUGUUGCCUGAAGCUUUUACAUGACUGUCGUAAAGAUCACUUGCCUAACAACGCUGUGAAAUUGGUGCCUCGCUAGACAAGAUUUCUAAGCAGGAACUUUUCAUUAAGCCACCCUACCUAUCCUGCCUGCCAAAAGAAUUUGUGAAUUCUUAGUUUAUGGUAACAACCACAAGAGGAAGCAGAACUUUGGACAGUAACCUUGUAGGCACUUCAGGGGCUUUUCCAAGAUGGACUGAAAGGAAAUAUAAAAGGAUUCACAAAAGUGGUAACAGAAGCUUGAGAUGCUAAAACCCCCAAUGAGACAAUAUAAGGUCGUGAGCCAGUACACUCUAAAACCUGGCAAUACCUGGAUACCAUCGUGCUAUACAUCACUGUAGCAGUUUUUCAUUUGUUUCCUUCUGUGCAUCAGGGAGAAAGUAUAUUGAGGAGUUGAGAUUUAGUCUGUCUAGCUUGCAGUUUCUGAAAGGUAGCUUUGCGUUUAUUAAUGGAGCCUUCUGUCCAGAGGCUCAUCUAAGCCAGAAGCUUGCUAGUCAGGCAGCUAUAUGGUCCUGCCUGUGGUACCUCUAGACUGCAAACAUGCUCCAUUUGAAAGAAGGAGUGUUGUCAUUCACAUGACACAAGAGGCCGUAGCCUAAUCUCACCUUUUUCUUGCUUGGCCUUUGUGACUUUGACACAGCCCUUCAGAGGCUAUAGCACUGAUCUCUUUACUGCAGAUCAGGCCCAACCCAGGGACUUCCAUUAGCACCCCACAGCUUCAGGGCUCAGUGAGUAGAGCUUUCAAGUAUAAAGGCAGCAAGGACGCUGCUUCUACUUUUCAGUACUGCACAGCUUAGCCAAUUAGUAAAAUGGUUGAGAAUCUAGGUUAGCAACUUGACACAAGAGCUUUGCACUAAAUACGUGGAAAUGUUUCUAAAGGUUUUGAAAGGUAGUGCACCCCAACUCCUGGAAGGUAAAGUGAAUGGAGUUAGAAUGAGUUUUAGUAUGCAUGUCACUUUUAUACCGAGUUUUUAAUUGAAGUAAAAAGAUAAUUGAGCAAAACUUGCACAGCAAUCUAAAUUGUGUCAUUAAAUACUCUGAUAAAAUGUAAUCUAUGUUUGAUUGCAAAAGGAUUUCACAUCAGGGCAGAAGCGCUAAAUACCAGCACCAGCAGCUCAGAAACAUACACUGGAUGUACAACUGGAUCAGUAGCUGCCUUUGGCUGCAGAGAUGAGAGGCUGACAGCAUCCUGCUUGCAAGUCAUGGAAGGAAACUGAGCAGCAGCAGCAGCACAGGCCCCCUGGAGGGUGGAAAGUGGGCAGGCUUUUAUGCCAACACAUAUGCAGUGUGUGGCUAAUUAUAUUUUCUUGUGCUCUGUCCACAUGGCUAAGUGCCAUCACUGUGGCUGCAGGAUCAGCACAUAAUUAGGCUCACAUAUGCAGAGAGACUACAGUGUAAACAGCACCCUUGCCUCAGAUGUCACUCAGUAAUUAUUGUCUUAAAGCUGUUGGAUCCCUCCAGUUAGCAGAGGCAAGUUGCCAUUAGGAAAGUGGUAGGCCAACCACAAGGAGUCGCUUAAGCAGUGAGGGGGUUUUGUGUGUGUGUGUGCGUGCAUGGCCAAUAGUUACAAUAUAUCUCAGGCAUGAAAAGAUGUGGAUCAGGGGCACGGGGCUCUGCUCCCAAUUGAAAAGUGCAGAAACUCAGGUCUUUAUUGCCAGUCAUCACAUCCUGUAGAAUGGGACGGUAGUUUAAUAUAUGAGAUUUAGUUUCCUUUCUGCUCGGACGUGACAUGGUAAGUUUAAACCUGAUUCCAACAUUCAAGUCACAAAGCCACUGUUAACCGUCACUGGACACUGUGCAGCUGCUGCAUGUUCCUAUAGUGAACCAUGAACUCUAGAGGUCAAUCCCACUCUGAUCCCUUAUGAUGACUCACUUGAAGACAGAAGCAAAUCAGAUAUUGAAAUGGUUUGGUGGUGGGGUGUUACCCAAUUGGGGGAUCCAGAGUGCUGAAAGUGUUUUUAUACUGUGCUUACUGAAAUCUCUGUAGUGACUUAGGAAAAAACCCUCCAAACCUGGAACUUUGAGACGUCUCAAGAUGUUCUUACGUUAUAGGAGAGUUAAUUAGCUACAGCCAUUCCAGAUUCAGUCAUUUCUUCUCCCUGCUACAGCCCGAAAGCAGGACACCACAAGCCACAUUUUAAGGUUUUAUUAGUAUCUCUUUCUGCAGAACCAAAAUACUUAGCAAAUUACUCCAAAGAUCAAGACUGCUUAUAUUUUAUGUAUUUAGAUCUUUAACCAUGUACAACAUAAUACACUUUUGUACUAUCAAAACCUAAAGUCUGAUUCCUAUUAC